Molecule: messenger RNA, 7775 nt
Organism: Cercocebus atys (sooty mangabey)
Lineage: Eukaryota; Metazoa; Chordata; Mammalia; Primates; Cercopithecidae
Gene: IMPG2
Product: interphotoreceptor matrix proteoglycan 2
Exons: 18
Coding region: 3918-7238 (1106 amino acids)
Biological process (GO): visual perception
Molecular function (GO): hyaluronic acid binding; heparin binding
Source: RefSeq, a predicted model, not a curated record
UUUAUUUUGGAGCUUGAAUAAAAGAGAAUUUCAAAGCUUGAAACAUCUUUGGACUUUGUGAACACUUGUAAUACAAAACAAUUACUGUUUACAAAGUUUACUAGUAAUACAAAUACAAAGUUUACAGAGAACUUUCAUAUCUCUUAAUUCUUGACAAUGACCCUGUGAUACAGGUAGAGAUUAUCACAUGUAAUUUCUUUGGUGAGUAAACCGGCUCGAAGAGCUUAGGUUAUUUACCAAAAUCAAAUAGUAAGUGAUAAAACCAGGAUUUGAGCCCAGGUUUUCUCAGUCUAAAUACAGGAAUCUUUCUAGAUUACUAUGAUUCUCAGUUUUUUUAACUUUUUGGUCAAGGCCAUCAAAAAGAAUAAUUUCCAACUAAUAUUUGUUACCUAAGAGUUGUCCCUUGUUCUGAAUUGUCAAUAUGAAGCUUUUCUUAAGAUUAAACUUUGACUUAGCUAAUAAAAUUUUUGGCUUUUUUUCUCCUACCAUACAAUAAAUUUGGCAAAUAAGUUUCUUAUAAACUUACCAGUAUUUUGCAAAUGCAACUAUGCACAUGUAUUUAAUGGUCAUUUAGGUUUGUUAGCUUUUAUAAAGGCUGAAAAUGUGGUUUAUUUGAGGCUGUAUUGAAAAAAUAUACUUGAGCUUUUCCUAAAGCAUAAAAUAACAUUGAGGGUGAUUCAGCUAACACAAUUAGUCAAGGAUCCUCAAGAGAAAUGUGGUUUAGAUCUUUACAAUAUGCUUUUUUUUUUUUUAAGAGGAUUUUCCCAGAGAUAACAUGAAAUAAAAUAUAAUCUCAUUGCUAUUUGGUAGUAAAUCCUAGCUUCCACAGAUAUUCUGAUGAAUUGCUUUCUACUAGGUUUAUUUGAUUUAAAAAACUGUUCUAAUAUAGAGAAUUUCAUCUGCAGAGAAAAUCUUUUCUUGGUUAAGAGUUCCUCAUAUAGAUAAACAUACUGGGUCUCACAUUUAAUGGCAAAGUAAACAACAAAGUUAUCACACAGCUAUCAUUUAUAUUAAGUGCUUAGUAUGUUCUGGGCACUAUUCUAAGAAAUGUGAAGAUCAAAUUAGUUAAUUAGUUAGUUUAAUCCUCACAUUAGCUCUACCAUGAGUUUACUAUUUCUAUUCCAUUUUAUAGGAAAGGAAGGAGACAAAGUAAGUGAUUUUUCUAUCAAGGAAGGAAAUUUGCAAGAGAGUAGUUUCAAUACAAAAACUAAAUUUGUAUGUAGCUCUGUAUUGAAGUAGGUAGGUAUAGUCAGUCUGGACAUUUUAUGCUUAUACAUCUUAGUCCCUAGGAAAACCCAGAAAACGUGAAUCUAUCAGGUUCAACUGAUAGAUUCAGAAAAGGUGGAAAAAUCAGUGAAUUGUAUGUGAAACACAUUAUUCUUAGUGGACUGCUUGUUAAAGGCAAGGAGAGUGUUAGUAAAGAGCUUAGCUAGAUUAGAAUAAAGAAAUUGUCUCUCUCCAUCUGUUCUAAUUAGCUUAUCUCACCAGCUUUUAUAGCAUGCUGGUUAUUUCAGAAAAGAAGUGAGAGCUACUUUGAAAGGACAACCAUUUUUCUUUACGCUAAUUUAUAAUGGUUUUGAAGUGGUUGUUCAUUCUCAAACAUAGACUUUUAAAUGUUAGGUCUUUCCUAUAACUCGUUGUUAUUGGAAGUUUCAAGGAUUUGGACGCUCAGUUAAGGAUUUUGUCCUCUCCUCAUUCCUUUGGUUUUGGCCCAAAUGAUUAUGUUUCCUCUUUUUGGGAAGAUUUCUCUGGGUAUUUUGAUAUUUGUCCUGAUAGGAGACUUUCCAUCGUUAACAGGUAUUUAAAAAUCUGCAUUUGUUUUUAUCUUUCCAUGUCUGUAGUAUAUGCUCUUCAAAAAUAACAUUAUUUGAUGUGAUUGCUGCAAGAAAUUGAAUCAAAUACUACUUUAUUAAUCUUUGAUAUUGCUUCAUUUAAGCCGUUUUAAAAUAUCUCCAAUAAUUUUGGUUUUCCCUCCUCAUUAGUAAUUUCCGGUUUAGACCUUUUUUUAUUUUGUUGAAAUUGGAUGUGUAUUUACUUGAUUUUGAUAACAAUCUUGAAUGAAAGGAGUGGGAGUUAAAUGGAAAAAGAUCGAAUGCUUCACUCCUCUUUUCCUCAGAUACGCCUGCCUGCCUAUGAUUUGGGCAUUGGCUUCUAUAUCUUAAUGUAGCACAAGCGUCAGUUUUUCUUUAGUUGUUACCUUUUGUACUGUAUCUUCAUCAUCAGAAGACUUGACUAUACUUUCAUUCUGUAGCACAAACCUACUUAUCUUUAGAGGAGAUCCAAGAACCCAAGAGUGCAGUUUCUUUUCUCCUGCCUGAAGAAUCAACAGACCUUUCUCUAGCUACCAAAAAGAAACAGCCUCUGGACCUCAGAGAAACUGAAAGACAGUGGUUACUCAGAAGGCGGAGAUCUAUUCUGUUUCCUAAUGGAGUAAAAAUCUGCCCAGAUGAAAGUGUUACAGAGGCUGUGGCAAAUCAUGUGAAGUAUUUUAAAGUCCGAGGUAAGCAAACAUCCAAAUCCUUCAGCUCCAUAAUGAAAUUCAAACAUAGUUUAAUCGUUUAUUAGGUAACAUUGUAAAUUAAAGUUUAUGAUAAUUUAGACAAGACUGAGCCAAAACUACCUUUCUACGGCUAAGAAUAUAGUGCUAAUGUAACUUCAGAGAACAGUUUACAUUAAGAGAGGAGGUAUGUUUUUUUCCAGUGCCCUCCAACUAAGGCAAUAGUAACAUUUAAUAGUGACAUGCACUUAACCAAAGGAAGAACGUUCAUGAUUUGAGUUUGUAGCUUUUGGUGCGUUAUGUAAGAAACUUUUUUCACAUGAGGGCAGUCGCAAUAAGAUGUCUUUCAUUAAUUUCAAUAACGUACUCAGAAAGGAAAUGUCUUAAAUCUUUUUAAGCACUUCAGAAAUACCAGUUUAUGUUUUGGACUACAUUAAUUUUAGUUUUUACUUCUUCUUUACAGUAAAUGCCUAAGUACACUCACAAAAUAGCUCUACCAAAGUAUACUCACAUGCUUGCCUAUUUAUUGAUAGUUAUUAUAUAUACAAAUAUAAUCAGUUUCUAUAUUUUAUAGUUUAGAUAUUCUACAGAUUCACACAGGUUGCUCUCUAGUUGGUACACAUACAACUUUUUACAUCUAAAGUGAUGGCAUUUCUGAAACUCACAUUUUAUUUUGUCUUUAAUUAAACAGUAUUCUUGAUCUCAUACUUUUUAUGUAAGUCAAUUCUGUUUCUCAUAUAUUUACUAACAUUGCUUAAUUGACCUUAGUAUGUUCCUUAGACAUUUGAAGGAUUCCCAAACUUUGCUUUUUACUGCUCAAGAGCCAAUAAAAAGCCAUAAUAUGGAUGUGAUGUUAGUAAACAAGGUGGAGAUAGAUGAUGAAGUGAUUGUAAAAUUAGGCUUUUAAAUUCAUGCAUUUAUUCAUUAAUUCAUUCAACAAAUGUUCAUUGAACCUGAAUUUUCCAGGUACUGGAUUAUAUGAACCUUCUGUCUGAGCUGCUACUUUAUCUUCUUUAUUUUCCUCUUCCUGUCCUUCCCUUCUUCCCUUCUCAUCAAAGUUUUAAAAACACAAUAAAAAUUUAAUAUAAUACCAGCUAUUACACAUAUUUAUAUAUUUGAUAUUUUUGUUUGUUAAAGUAGUACAAUGUAUUAUAUUGGCAGCUCUUUUUUAUGAGUGUAUUUCUAUUUCUUGAUUGUAUUUGGGAGCUAUCAAACAUUACUGUGCAAUAAGCUUUCCUUUUGCUUUUUAAAGGGAGAUCCAUAGACCUGGCAUUUUGAAUAUAAGCCAUAUGCCAGAAAUGGAAAAUUCCAAAGACAGUGGGAAGAGAAUAAAGGAACUGAAGUGUGUCAGGAAGCUGUCUGGGAAGCCUUCAGGACUUUUUGGGAUCGACUUCCUGGGCGUGAGGAAUAUCAUUACUGGAUGAAUUUGUGUGAGGAUGGAGUCACAAGUAUAUUUGAAAUGGGCACAAAUUUUAGUGAAUCUGUGGAACAUAGAAGCUUAAUCAUGAAGAAACUGACUUAUGCAAAGGAAACUGUAAGCAGCCCUGAACUGUCUUCUCCAGUUCCUCUUGGUGAUACUUCAACAUUGGGAGACGCUGCUCUCAGUGUUCCACAUCCAGGGGUGGACUCCUAUGAAGGUGCCUCAGACAGCAGCUUGGAAAGGCCAGAGGAGAGUGUUAGCAAUGAAAUUGAGAAUGUGAUAGAAGAAGCCACAAAACCAGCAGCUGAACAGAUUGCAGAAUUCAGUAUCCACCUUUUGGGGAAGGAGUACAGGGAAGAACUACAGGAUUCCUCCAGCUUUCACCACCAGCACCUUGAAGAAGAAUUUAUUUCAGAGGUUGAAAAUGCAUUUACUGGAUUACCAGGCUACAAGGAAAUUCGUGUACUUGAAUUUAGGUCCCCCAAGGAAAAUGACAGUGGCGUAGAUGUUUACUAUGCAGUUACCUUCAACGGUGAGGCCAUUAGCAAUACCACCUGGGACCUCAUCAGCCUUCACUCCAACAAGGUGGAAAACCAUGGCCUUGUGGAACUGGACGAUAAACCCACUGUUGUUUAUACAAUCAGUAACUUCAGAGAUUAUAUUGCUGAGACAUUGCAGCAGAAUUUUUUGCUGGGGAACUCUUCCUUGAAUCCAGAUCCUGAUUCCCUGCAGCUUAUCAAUGUGAGAGGAGUUUUGCGUCACCAAACUGAAGAUCUAGUUUGGAACACCCAAAGUUCAAGUCUUCAGGCAACGCCAUCAUCUAUUCUGGAUAAUACCUUUCAAGCUGCAUGGCCCUCAGCAGAUGAAUCCACCACCAGCAGUAUUCCACCACUUGAUUUCAGCUCUGGUCCUCCCUCAGCCACUGGCAGGGAACUCUGGUCAGAAAGUCCUUUGGGUGAUUUAGUGUCUACACACAAAUUAGCCUUUCCCUCGAAGAUGGGCCUCAGUUCUUCCCCAGAGGUUUUAGAGGUUAGCAGCUUGACUCUUCAUUCUGUCACCCCGGCAGUGCUUCAGACUGGCUUGCCUGUGGCUUCUGAGGAAAGGACUUCUGGAUCUCACUUGGUAGAAGAUGGAUUAGCCAAUGUUGAAGAGUCAGAAGAUUUUCUUUCUAUUGAUUCAUUGCCUUCAAGUUCAUUCACUCAACCUGUGCCAAAAGAAACAAUACCAUCCAUGGAAGACUCUGAUGUGUCCUUAACAUCUUCACCAUAUCUGACCUCUUCUAUACCUUUUGGCUUGGACUCCUUGACCUCCAAAGUCAAAGAUCAAUUAAAAGUGAGCCCUUUCCUGCCAGAUGCAUCCAUGGAAAAAGAGUUAAUACUUGACAGUGGUUUAGGUUCAGGAUCAGGGCAAAAAGUAGAUCUGAUUACUUGGCCAUGGAGUGAGACUUCAUCAGAGAAGAGCACUGAACCGCUGUCCAAGCCAUGGCUUGUGGAUGACGAUUCACUUUUGCCAGCUGAGAUUGAAGACAAGAAACUAGUUUUAGUUGACAAAAUGGAUUCCACAGACCAAAUUAGUAAGCACUCAAAAUAUGAACAUGAUGAUAGAUCCACACACUUCCCAGAGGAAGAGCCUCUUAGUGGGCCUGCUGUGCCCUUCUUCGCAGAUACUGCAACUGAAUCUACAUCUCUAACCCUCCCCAAGCACAUAUCAGAAGUACCUGGUGUUGAUGAUUACUCAGUUACCAAAGCACCUCUUAUACUGACAUCUGUAGCAAUCUCUGCCUCUACUGAAAUAUCAGAUCAGGCAGAUGCCAUCCUAAGGGAGGAUAUGGAACAAACUACCGAGUCAUCCAACUAUGAAUGGUUUGACAGUGAGGUUUCAAUGGUAAAGCCAGAUACGCAACCUUUGUGGACUAUAUUGCCAGAAUCAGAGAGAGUUUCGACAAGAACUUCUUCCCUAGAGAAAUUGUCCAGAGACACAUUGGCAAGUACACCACAGAGUACUGACAGACUCUGGUUGAAAGCUUCUGUGACACAGUCUACCAAAUUGCCUCCAACCACAAUCUCCACCCUGCUAGAGGAUGAAGUAAUUAUGGGUGUACAGGAUAUUUCAUUAGAACUGGACCGGAUAGGCACAGAUUACUAUCAGCCUGAGCUAGUCCAAGAGCAAAAUGGCAAGGUUGGUAGUUAUGUGGAAAUGUCUACAAGUGUUCACUCCACAGAGAUGGUUAGUGUGGCGUGGCCCACAGAAGGAGGAGAUGACUUGAGUUAUACCCAGACUUCAGGAGCUUUGGUGGUUUUCUUCAGCCUCCGAGUGACUAACAUGAUGUUUUCAGAAGAUCUGUUUAAUAAGAACUCUUUGGAGUAUAAAGCCCUGGAGCAAAGAUUCUUAGAAUUGCUGGUUCCCUAUCUCCAGUCAAAUCUCACGGGAUUCCAGAACUUAGAAAUCCUCAACUUCAGAAAUGGCAGCAUUGUGGUGAACAGCCGAAUGAAGUUUGCCAAUUCUGUCCCUCCUAAUGUCAACAAUGCGGUGUACAUGAUUCUGGAAGACUUUUGUACCGCUGCCUACAAUACCAUGAACUUGGCUAUUGAUAAAUACUCUCUUGAUGUGGAAUCAGGUGAUGAAGCCAACCCUUGCAAGUUUCAGGCCUGUAAUGAAUUUUCUGAGUGUCUGGUCAACCCCUGGAGUGGAGAAGCAAAGUGCAGAUGCUUCCCUGGAUACCUGAGUGUGGAAGAACGGCCCUGUCAGAGUCUCUGUGACCUACAGCCUGACUUCUGCUUGAACGAUGGAAAGUGUGACAUUAUGCCUGGGCACGGGGCCAUUUGUAGGUGCCGUGUGGGUGAGAACUGGUGGUACCGAGGCAAGCACUGUGAGGAAUUUGUGUCUGAGCCUGUGAUCAUAGGCAUCACUAUUGCCUCUGUGGUUGGACUUCUUGUCAUCUUUUCUGCUAUCAUCUACUUCUUCAUCAGGACUCUUCAAGCACACCAUGACAGGAGCGAAAGAGAGAGGCCCUUCAGUGGCUUCAGCAGGCAGCCUGACAGCCUCUCAUCCAUUGAGAAUGCUGUGAAGUACAACCCCGUGUAUAAAAGUCACAGGGCUGGAUGUGAGAAGUAUGAGGGACCCUAUCCUCAGCAUCCCUUCUACAGCUCUGCUAGCGGAGACAUGAUUGGUGGGCUGAGCAGAGAAGAAAUCAGACAGAUGUAUGAGAGCAGUGAGCUUUCCAGAGAGGAAAUUCAAGAGAGAAUGAGAGUUUUGGAACUGUAUGCCAAUGAUCCUGAGUUUGCAGCGUUUGUGAAAGAGCAACAAGUGGAAGAGCUUUAACCAAAACUCCUGUUCUGAAACUGAUUAGAAGCCUGGAGAAGAUGGAAAUUACUUGUCGCUUAUGUCAUACAAUUAACCUGGAUUUUGAAUACUGUUGGAAGAAGAGUUUUCUAUUAAAACAUUAAAUGUAGGGCACACUGUUUUUUUUUUUUUUCAGCUUGAGUUUUCAGAAUGUAGUAAGAGAUAUUACCAUUUUUAUUUCUAUAAAGACUGAAAGCUGUGUUUAAAGAAAUUGAAAACUACAUAACCUCUGGAAAGUAUUCUACAAGAAAAAGCUGGACUUGGGAGUUAGGGCUGCAGUUGCUGUCUGCUUCUGAAUCAUUGAGGGUGUCUCCUAAGAACUGUGCCUCGGGUUUCUCAAUAGGAAAAUAAGGUGAGACUCUUACAUGGAGAAGUCUGGCUUAGUAAGGGAAUAUUUUGGAGCAUAUUUGUUAUUGUUGGGUAGAAGUAAAACCUUUGAAGUAGUCUUAGUGGGUAGUUUAUAGUCAGGCAUUCAUCUAAAUAAAAUAUUUUCUUUCUUUUUUUUUUUUGAUCAAA